This is a messenger RNA of Castor canadensis (American beaver), 749 nucleotides long. It is a transcript of the gene Lamtor4, whose product is annotated as late endosomal/lysosomal adaptor, MAPK and MTOR activator 4. Gene Ontology annotation, biological process: positive regulation of TOR signaling; cellular response to amino acid stimulus. NCBI's taxonomy places the organism in Eukaryota, Metazoa, Chordata, Mammalia, Rodentia, Castoridae. Gene Ontology annotation, molecular function: guanyl-nucleotide exchange factor activity. Gene Ontology annotation, cellular component: Ragulator complex; lysosome. The record is from RefSeq and is a predicted model, not a curated record.
AGGGAGGUGACUACCGGCUUCAAAGCACGUGACCCGGUCCUAGAGCCGGAAGCUACCUAUCCUGGUAGGGAGCUCCUCCAGCACCUAAGGCUGCGAUGACUUCUGCACUGACCCAGGGGCUGGAGCGAAUCCCAGACCAGCUUGGCUACCUGGUGCUGAGUGAAGGUGCAGUGUUGGCGUCAUCCGGGGAUCUUGAGAAUGACGAGCAGGCAGCCAGUGCCAUUUCUGAGCUGGUCAGUACAGCCUGUGGUUUCCGGCUGCACCACGGCAUGAACGUCCCCUUCAAGCGCUUGUCUGGUGUGUCUCCCCUCCAGUGGUCUUUGGAGAACACACGCUGUUGGUGACCGUGUCAGGACAGAGGGUAUUUGUGGUGAAGAGGCAGAACCGUGGCCGGGAGCCCAUUGACGUCUGAAUGUGCCAGAGGGCGAGGGUUGGAGAAGCGGACUAGGUCUGUGGGCCUCCCAGGAUGAGAAACCCAAACCUCCACCUCUUCUUGACCUGCUGCCGGAACUAGAACCUUCUGCUCACCCACCUCCCCACCCCUACCUGAAGGGCUGAGGUUAAGAGGAACACAAGUAAGGGGAACUCCUUUCCUCUCUCUUCCUAAUUAAUAAACAUGAAGUCUGAUGCUCCUAGGCUCAGGAAUAUGUAUGGCAGGGGCUGUGCUGUGGUAGGGGAGUACACAUGUUCUCCUUUCUUUUGCACUCCCGGGGAUUGAACUCAGCACCUUGAGCUAGCAAGAGCUCUAC